Molecule: messenger RNA, 419 nt
Organism: Dentiscutata heterogama
Lineage: Eukaryota; Fungi; Glomeromycota; Glomeromycetes; Diversisporales; Gigasporaceae
Source: the annotation of a GenBank genome assembly
AUUCAUUUGAAGAAAAUAGUAAUCAUCAAGUUUCAUUUGAAGAAAAUAGUAAUCGUCAAAUUUCAUUUGAAGAAAAUAAUGAUCAUCAAGCUUUAUUUGAAGAAAAUAAUAAUCAUCAAGUUUCAUUUGAAGAAAAUAAUAAUUACCAGAGUUCAUUUGUAAAAAAUAAUGAGCAAAAUUUAUUUGAAGAAAAUGAUGACUAUUUCGAAAAUAAUAAUUCAUUUGAGGAAGAUGAUGACUAUUAUAUUCGUGAUUUUUCAGAUGAUGAUAACCUAAAUUCAAGUUAUUUUUUAGCUGAUGAUUAUUUUUCUGAUGAAGAAUUCUCUAAAUCAGAAUGUUCAAAGUUUGCAAACAAAAAGAGUUCCAAUAUUACUAUAUCUAAUAAAAUUAAAAUCAACAAUUCUAAUUCAGAAGUCAUC